This is a messenger RNA of Yarrowia lipolytica CLIB122, 630 nucleotides long. The record is from RefSeq and is a predicted model, not a curated record. NCBI's taxonomy places the organism in Eukaryota, Fungi, Ascomycota, Dipodascomycetes, Dipodascales.
AUGUACGCAGUCACCCCCACUACCACAUGGAACACUGUACCGCAAGGACACUGUAGUUCCAUGAGACAUACCUGGAUUCAGGAAAUGGUUGUACGAGGAGACCACAGUCGAGAUACGAGGCACUGGCAUCAACAGCUCCGACACAAACCACUGGCGUCAGCUGUCGACACCAUGGCCGCCAUGUUUCUGUGUUUUGCUACCGUUGCCAUGUCUCUCUGUCAUCAACACCUCGCCCCUGUGCACUCCGUCAUCAACACCUCGCCCCUGUGCACUCCGUCUGUGUCACUAACCCCCCAACGUCAUACUCACUUUCAAUACGGUUCUGAUGAUGAAGAGGAAUUGUCGUCGACAGUGUCCCCCAAGUUUAGUGGUUGGCGGUGCAUAAAGUUUGUGUUAGUGUCGACAAAAGGCCGAUUUGGCACUAGCGGAAAAGCGGCGAUGAAGAGACGUUUUGAGCGCCUAAUUUUGACACAACGACUCCAAAGGCCCGCAGCUGUGUUUCGCCGUUUUCCGAAUGCCGACAUCUGUCCUCAAAGGCCCUAUUCGACGACCUUCAACAGCUCCCCGCCACUGCCGCAAGAUGCCAAUAUAGUUUUCGUAUCUGACAGAAAGUAUCACGGGCAGGAAUAG